ACCCCCACUUUAUUGCCUUUUUCAUGUUGUACGCUAUCAUUUCGAGAUCAAGCCGCUGCCAGGAGAAUAAAAUACUCUCUCCUCCCCCACACACCCCCUACCUCUCAUCACAAACGCAAGAGAGACCAGACCACCACCACGCAGACAGAACAACAGAAGAGGUAGAGGGAGAAGAGCUGGUAGUACGAGAGCGUACUGAAUGAUGAGUCCUUGGACUCUACAAUCAAGCGCUCUCUGAAAGGCCAUAGGACAAGACGUGUCGGGAGGAGGAGGAAGAAGAAGAAGAAGAAGAAGCAGCAGCCGGACCAGCAACCGUCGCCAUUCCUGGUCGCAUGCUUUUGCUGUUAUGAGGAGUUGGUUUAGAUGAGAGGAAUGCUCUUUGCUGGUAGCGCACGAGAAGGGCACGCGGGGACACUGCUGCAGCAGCAACAGCAACGACAGGGGCUCGCCGCCGGCAAAGUCUCCGGCGCCGGCGACCUCUGGGAGCCCACCUCGGUGCUUGACCACCGACACAGCCCGAGCCCGAGCCCUCCGACCUCGGUUUCCACGCUGUCGUCGCCCCUGGGCGCCGCGACCGCCGGUGUGGCGGCCCUCGCCGGUGCCAACGCCAAGAACGUCUCCCCGCCGCCGGUGGCGGCGGCAUGGCCAGGGGGAGGGCCCGGGGAGGAGGCCGUGGCGGGCGGCAAGGAGGAGUGGCAGCUCACGCCGCUCGACAUGGGCCUUAGCGCCGGCGAAGGGUGGGACGCCGCCGGCGCCGUCCUGUCCGAUGGCGCCGCGCCGCCGGGACUCGCCCCCGACCACACCUUCCUCAGGUGGAUCAUUGGCGGCGAGGACGCGUCUGCGGCCAUGGGGUCUGUCAUGGACCCGCCGGUCCUUGAGCUGGACCACGCGCCGUCCAUGAUGUCGCCGGCGUUCGGGGCCAGCAUGCCGUUCGCGCCGGCCAUGGAGGACGUCAAGGCGGUGCCUUUCGGCCACACGCCCAACUUCCUGGUCCACCAUCACCAGCACCACCCCCAGCCACACGCCGCCUUCUUCGGCUCGCACUCCCACGCAUCCCUCGACGCGGCGCCGCAGCCGAAGCGACCCCACCCCAUGGCCGGCGCGCCGGCGCCAAAGCUGCCAUCUUUCCCUGGGCCCGUCGCCCAGCCGGGCGGGUUCGCGCCCGCUUUGAAGCCCAAGGCGGAGGCAGCUAACGACGAGGCGACCGCUGCGGUGGACCAGCUUGCCGAGGCGGCCAAGCUUGCCGAGGCUGGCGACGCCUUCGGCGCCCGCGAGAUAUUGGCGCGGCUCAAUUAUCGGCUCCCCGCCGUCCCAACGGCCGGGACGCCGCUGCUCCGCUCGGCCUUCUACUUCAAGGAGGCCCUGCGCGUGGCGCUCUCCCCAACCGGCGAGGCCCCGGCGGCCCCGGUCUCCACGCCGUACGACGUGGUCCUCAAGCUCGGGGCGUACAAGGCCUUCUCGGAGGUCUCCCCCGUGCUCCAGUUCGCGCACCUGACCUGCGUGCAGGCGGUGUUGGACGAGCUCGGCGGCGCCAGCCGCAUCCACGUGCUCGACUUCGACAUUGGCAUGGGCGAGCAGUGGGCGUCGCUGAUGCAGGAGCUCGCGCAGCGCUGCCCCGCGGCGACGCUCAAGGUGACCGCAUUGGUGACAUCGGCGUCGCACCACCCGCUGGAGCUGAACCUGAUCCACGAGAACCUCUCCGGCUUCGCCCGCGAGCUGGGCGUCUUCCUCCAGUUCGCGGUGUUCAACAUCGACACCCUGGACCCCGCGGAGCUGGUGGCCAUCACCAGCGGCGACGCCGUGGCCGUGCACCUCCCCGUCGGGUCGGCCCACGUGGCCGCAAUGCCGGCCGUGCUCCGCCUCGUGAAGCGGCUCGGCGCCAAGGUGGUGGUCUCCGUGGACCACGGCUGCGACCGCACGGAGCUGCCGUUCGCCACGCACCUGUUCCAGGCGUUCCAGUCGUGCGUGUCCCUGCUCGACUCCGUCGACGCCGUGGGCGCGGACGCGGAGGCGGUGGCCAGGAUCGAGCGGUUCCUGGUCCAGCCCGACGUGGAGCUGCGCGUGGUGUCGCGCCACCGCGCGUCGGCGCCGCCGCCGGCGUGGCGGACCGUGUUCGCGUCGGCGGGGUUCGUGCCGGUGCAGGCCAGCACGUUCGCCGAGUCGCAGGCCGAGGCCCUCCUCAAGAGGAUGGCGCUCAUGGGGUUCCGCGUGGAGAAGCGCGGCGGCGCGCUCUGCCUCUACUGGCAGCGCGGCGAGCUGGUGUCCGUGUCGGCGUGGCGGUGCUGACCGCCGGCCGGCCACCGUCGGCCAGCCAACCGUGAAAAUUCCUACCACAAGCCCGGUUUAGCUAGGACUAAUGAUCCUACUGCGAGCAAAAAAAUACUUUUCACCGUCGUCGUUGUAAUGAUCUCAUCUGAUCUGGUCGUCUGCUUAUUAGUAGUAUGCUAUGUCCUAGUACCUUUUAAUCGGAGUAAAAAGCCGUCCGUUGCCUGGCUUGCAGCCCCGGUCCGCUCUGCUCAUGUUGAUUUGCAGAGUAGAUUGUGGUUUGCAUGUUGUAAAACGUAGGCGUGGUGCAGAGUAACCAGCGCAUUCUACCGCCCGUGUUGCUACUCUCUUUUUAUUGCUGUGAAAUCAAUCAAUGGUUAUGGCGUUUUGAAA
Sorghum bicolor (sorghum) is the source of this 2658-nucleotide messenger RNA. Its product is annotated as scarecrow-like protein 6. The coding region runs from base 364 to 2286 and encodes 640 amino acids. The transcript has a single exon. NCBI's taxonomy places the organism in Eukaryota, Viridiplantae, Streptophyta, Magnoliopsida, Poales, Poaceae. The record is from RefSeq and is a predicted model, not a curated record. Gene Ontology annotation, molecular function: DNA-binding transcription factor activity; sequence-specific DNA binding. Gene Ontology annotation, biological process: regulation of DNA-templated transcription. Gene Ontology annotation, cellular component: nucleus.